AUGACCAGCACGUCCAGCCACUCCCGAACCCACAGGGCAGAGCCAACAGAGCGCCCAGCCCCCGAAGCCCGUCACCAGACAGCAGCCACAACCAGGCAAGCAGGGCAACAAAACACAUCCCACUCCAACACCAAGGCCGCCACCAAACCGCACCCGACCCAAAACGGCAGGCCCACCCAAAUGCAAGCUCCAGGCCAUGAUAGGUACAUGCACCCCCCCCCCCAUAGACAGGCAAACAGAGACCACCGGGCCAGCUGGGCAGUGAAGCAGACCCCACGAUGCACCACCCCGCCCACUACCAUGCCCAAGGGAAAGACACUGGCCCAGCAAGCCGAAGGGCGCCACAGAAAGUCCCCAGCACACGGAGCAAAGAGGUCACACCCCCAUCCAGAGACGCAGACCCCCCUACAUCCAGGUCAGCAAAGCAAAAAUGAUAGAGCCAAGCCAGACCGCAGAUCCCCCCGAGCCAGCACCACAGCAACACCACCCAUCCUUCUGUGCAUUCGUAGGGGCACGGCGAGGACCACUAACCCCAAGCACACCGAACCCACCAGGAACCAUCCAGCAAACGAGCAAACCCCACCCCAGUAUGAGGCCGAGACGCCCGACGCAAGCGCAGAGCCCAGCGACGCCCGCCCUGCCGCACCCACGCCGGAGGUCAGAGCCGCCGUGCACAGAACCACCACCCCAACACCACAGCACGCCAUACAGUGGAGGACGGAAUGCAGCAAAGAGCACCCAAAGCAAAAGCUGCACACAAAGCCCACACUGCGCAAAUGUGCCCCUACCAGCCCCCCAAAAACGAAGCCCCCCAUGAAAGUGCACCCCCACGAAAAGAAGACCCGCACCAUCCAGGUCCUAGAACAUGCCUGA
Girardinichthys multiradiatus is the source of this 873-nucleotide messenger RNA. Its product is annotated as early nodulin-75-like. The record is from RefSeq and is a predicted model, not a curated record. The coding region runs from base 1 to 873 and encodes 290 amino acids. NCBI's taxonomy places the organism in Eukaryota, Metazoa, Chordata, Actinopteri, Cyprinodontiformes, Goodeidae. The transcript has a single exon.